Oncorhynchus keta (chum salmon) is the source of this 21441-nucleotide messenger RNA. RefSeq names its product obscurin. The record is from RefSeq and is a predicted model, not a curated record. Gene Ontology annotation, molecular function: protein kinase activity; guanyl-nucleotide exchange factor activity; ATP binding. The coding region runs from base 322 to 20625 and encodes 6767 amino acids. The transcript has 82 exons. NCBI's taxonomy places the organism in Eukaryota, Metazoa, Chordata, Actinopteri, Salmoniformes, Salmonidae. Gene Ontology annotation, biological process: protein phosphorylation.
GCUCUGGAGACCGUGUGGUAGGCUAGCCCUCCAACCUGGGCAUUCUCUCUCCUCGCCAAACCUUUGUUGUUAAUCUUGAGGGAUUUGGGGUGAAAGAAGACAAGGGUCGGACAUACCUUUCAUGACAGGCGGACAGUUUUGGCAGCUUUUUUGUCCAGCUGAAAGUGGUAUUUUUGUAAGGAUACUGAGAGGGCAUUGUGAGGAAAGAGAUUUUCCCAGAAUACAGCUGAGCAGGCUUAAGCCCUAGGGACAACCUAGAUACGGACAAAGGGAAAGCCAACCACUAUCAGAAGUGGUUGAAGCCACCCCUUCUGACGAACCAUGGGAGACAAGUCUGGGAGCAAAGUAGCUGCUGCAAAGAACCAGAUCCAUCUCCGGGUAGUGAAGGGGCUGGAGGAUGUGGAUGUGCAUGAGAGGGAGGGCUGCACGUUCGAGGUGACCCUCAACCUGUCCUACAUAGCGGGCACGUGGACCAAGGACGGGGUCAGGCUCCAAGCCAAGCCCACCUGUCACAUCGCUGCCCAUAAGAAUAAACACACUCUCACCUUCACCCGGGUCACCGUAGGAGACACUGGCCUGUUUUCCUUCCAGACUGACGGGAGCCAAAACUGGAUCCAAACCUCAGGCCAACUCACUGUCAUAGCCAGAGACAUACAGAUUGUGAAGGAGUUGGAAGACGAGGAAGUGACUGAGAGGCAGAGCGUGACCUUCCUGUGCGAGGUCAACUGUGAGGACGUGGACGGGCGUUGGUACACCGACAACACCAGGAUCAAACACGGAGACAACGUCAAGAUCAGGCACGAGGGUAAAACUCACACCAUGUGCUUCAAGUCUGUAAGGCCAGCAAAUGCUGGGGAGAUCAAAUUCACUGCAGACAGGGUCUCCUGCUAUGCAACUCUCACGGUAAAAGAGCUGCCUGUGCAGAUAGUGAAGCCUCUGAGAGUGAAGAUUGCUAUGUACAAACACAAAGGACUGCUGGAGUGCCAGGUGUCCAGGGCCAACGCCCUGGUCAGGUGGUUCAAGAACAGGAGUGAGAUCCAACCCAGCAAGAAGCACCAGAUUGUUAGCGACGAUGUCUACAGGCAGCUGCACAUUGAUGACGUGGCCUCGUCAGACGAGGACACCUACACCUGUGAUGCUGGCGAUGACAAGACCUCAUGCCAACUACUUGUGGAGGAGCAGGCGAUCAGCAUAGUGCAGGGGCUGAGGUCUGUGGAGGUGACCGAGCCCAGGGAGGCCAUGUUCCAGGUGGAGACCAGCCUGAGGGUAGGGAGGCCCCCAAAGUGGACCCUGGACGGAGAGGUCCUGAUGGACGGGCCUGAACUGAGCAUAGACCGGCAGGGCACCGUGCACACCCUCUGCUUCAUCAGCACGGACAGCUCUAUGACUGGCUCUGUGCAGUUCAACGCCGGGAAGAGCCGCUCCACCGCACAGCUCACCGUGAAGGAACGCCCUCUGAAAGUGGUCCAGCCCAUGCCAGACGUGGAGGCUAAAGAGAACAGCUCAGUCACACUGAGGUGUCAGUUUGCCCCCUCCCCCAGGGUGGUGCGCUGGUACAGGGGCCGCACUGCCCUGCAGACAUCCAGCAAGUACAGCAUGAGGACGGAGAAGAGCCAGGCAGAGCUGACCAUCUUGGGCCUCAAGGAGACCGACACUGGCCAGUACAGCUGCGUGGCUGGAGGGUCAAAGAGCACAGCCAAGGUCGAUGUGCGAAGGCUGAAGAUCGUAAGGCACCUGGAGCACGUGAAGGUGGAAGAGGAUAGCAACGCCACAUUCACAUGUGAACUCAACUACGUAGUAGCCAAUGUGCAGUGGCUUCUGAACGACAACCACCUCAACACCAACACUGUUACCAGGAUUCAGAACAUGGGCACCAUUCACAGCCUCACCAUCAAAAAUCUCCACCCACAGGAGAGCAGGGUGACCUUCAAGGCUGGCCUUCUCACAGAGUCCACCUCCCUCAAGGUCAAAGAAAAGCCAGCAGUGUUCCUCAGGUCUCUAGAAGACAUGUCAGGGGAGGAGGAGGGGAAGGUGUGUCUGCAGUGUGAGACCUCUAAGGAAAUGGCCACCCCCGUCUGGAGGAAGGAUGGUUCGGUCCUGGACAGCAGUGACAAAUAUGAGCUGCUCAUGUUUGGGAAGUCCUUAACGCUCAUCAUCCAUAGUCUGAGUAAGGAUGAUGCAGGCCACUACAGCUGUGACUUGGGCACCAGCCAGACCAAGGCCAAGGUCACUGUACAUGACAUUCACAUCACCAUCGCCCAGCGUAUGAAGACCGUCUCUGUUCUGGAGGGCGAGAGCUGCAGUUUCGAGUGCAUCCUCUCUCACGAUGUCAUCGACGAGCCCUCCUGGACCCUGAACGGUCAACUUGUGAUCAGCAACAGCCGCAUCCAGAUCGUAAACAAGGGUCGCAAAUACAAGAUGACCAUCAGAGACGCAACUGUUACUGAAGCCGGGGAAGUAAUCUUCUUCGUCAAAGACCUCAGCUGCAGGACCAUGCUGUUUGUCAAAGAGAAGCCAGUGCAUGUGUUCAGGGACAUGAUGAGCGUUAAAGCCACCCCAGGGGAGAACGCUGAGCUGAGCUGUGAGAUCACCAAGCCUGAGGCCUUCAUCCGCUGGCUGAAGAAUGGCCAUCAGAUCAGGCACAGCCCCCCCAAGUACGAGAUCAGUGUGGAGGACCACCUGGUACGGCUGGUUAUCACGAACACCUGCAUCAGAGACUCUGGGGAGUACUGCUGCGAGGCUGACGGCAUUGCCACCCGGGCCAAGCUGGAGGUCAGAGAGCUGCAGCACACAUUUGCUCGGGAGCUGCGGGACACACGGGCCGAGGAGAAGAGCAAGGUGAUGCUGGAGUGCGAGACGAGACUGCCGGCCAAGCGGGUGACCUGGCUGAAGGGCAUGGCAGAGCUCCGGGCGGGCAGGAAGUAUGUGAUGAAGCAGAAGGGCGUGGUCCUCUACCUCACCAUCAGCUGCCUGGAGAAGGUUGACACCGACGUGUACACCUGCGAUGUUGGCACCAUGCAGAGCCGGGCGCUACUGACCGUGCAUGGUCAGAAGGUGUUGAUCAUGGACGAGCUGGAGGAUGUUGAGUGUCUGGAGAAUGACACGGUGAUGUUCAGGUGUCGUAUCUGUCCCAGCGAUUAUGUUGGGGUCAAGUGGUACCUGGAUGAGACCUUACUGUACACCAAUGAGCUGAAUGAGAUCCAAGUGAUCCCGGGGGGCUACCACAGCCUCACGUUCAAACAACUGGCUCGUAAAGACUCGGGCACCAUCUCCUUUGAGGCAGGCGACAAGAGGUCCUACGCCUCGCUGCUUGUUAGAGAGAGACGUCCCACCAUCACCAAAGCAUUGGAGGACUGUGAGGCCAUUGAGGGAGGCGGUUUGGUGCUGGUGUGUAUCACCUCUAAGCCAUGCCACAUCCUAUGGUACAAAGAUGGCUGCCUAAUGUGGAUUUCCUCGAGGUACCACGUCAGUCGCUCAGGUAACGAGGCCAGGCUGACCAUCAGGGAGGUCAGUAACAGCGAUGCUGGGGUGUACGAGUGCAGCGCUGGGUCGGUCAGCACCAAGGCCGUCGUCACUGUAAAAGCCAUUCCAGCUGAGUUCACCCAGCCGCUGCAGAGCAUGGAGGUAAAGGAGGGGGAGGAUGUGACCCUUUCCUGUGAGUUCUCCCUGCCGGGGGUUGCGUUCCACUGGAGGAGGGGCUUGGAGACCCUCAGAGCUGGAGAGAGGUACCUGAUGAAGCAGAAGAGGUCCUUCAUCUCUUUGACCAUCACUGGCCCGAAGCCUCAGGACUCAGGAGAUUACACCUGUCAGUGCCGAGACCACAGAACCACAGCCAGCCUCACAGUCCACGCCAUCCCCAUCUCCUUCACACAACAGUUGAAAAAUGUUCAGGCCGAGGAGGGCAACAGUUUAACGUUGCGCUGUGAGCUUUCUAAACCAGGAGUCCCUGUGGAGUGGAGGAAAGGGGAGGAGCUGUUAAAGAAUGGGGUGAAGUUUCAGAUAAGGAAGAGAGAGACCAUAUCGGAGGUUCAGAUAUGGAAAACUGUGCCUGAAGACAGUGGAGUCUACAGCUGUGAGUGUGCAGACCAAAAGACCACAGCCACCGUCAAAAUCAGCGCCCUGCCUGUUACCUUCAAACAAAAGCUGAGGAAUGUGCAUGUUGAAGAGGGGAACAAUUUGGUGUUACACUGUGAGCUCUCUAAACCAGGAGUCCCUGUAGAAUGGAUGAGGGGAGGAGAGGAGCUGCUGAACAACGGAGAGCGGUUUCAGAUAAGACAGAGAGAGUUGGUGAAUGAACUGAAGAUAAUAGAUGCCAAACCUGAAGACAGCAAUAUCUACACCUGUGUUUGUGGCAAUGUGGAAACCACAGCCGGUGUUACAGUCACAGCAAUUCCCAUCACUUUCAAGCAAAAGCUGAAGAACCUGCAGACUGAGGAAGGGAACACCAUCUCGCUGCACUGUGAGCUGUCUAAAGCAGGGGUGCCAGUGGAGUGGAGAUUGGGAGGAGAGAGGAUACUGCAGAAUGGAGACAAAUACCAGAUCAAGCAGACAGACUCAGCACUGGAACUCCUCAUCAGGGAGGCUCUGCCAGAGGACAGUGGAGUCUACAGCUGUGUGUGUCGGGACAAGAAGACCAAGGCCACUGUCAAAGUCAUUGCUGUACCUGCCACCUUCAAAGUGGGUCUGAAGAACCAGGAGGCCCCAGAGGAGGGCAGCAUAACCCUGCACUGUGAGCUGUCUAAGGCUGGGGUCUCAGUGGAGUGGUGGAGGGGGGAGACAGAACUGUCCCAAGACCUGUCUGGAGGAAAGUACCAGAUGAAACUGGAGGGGAAAAUAGCUGAGAUGACCAUUACCAACGUGCAACCGGAGGACAUAGGGAAGUACAGCUGUGUCACUGGAGACCAGAAGACCACCGCUGAAGUUAAAGUGCAGGCUCUCCCUGUAAUGUUCACACAAGAGGUCCAGAACGUGGUGAUCAAAGAGGGGGACAGUGGGGAGUUCUGGUGUGAGCUCUCCAAACCUGGUGACCCAGUGGACUGGAGGAGGGGCAGAGUCAUCCUGAAGUCUGGAGACAAAUAUGAGAUGAGGCAGGAGGGACGCAUCACUAAACUGCUCAUCCAUAACGUGGAGGAGAGGGAUGCUGGGAAAUACACCUGUAAGAGUCGAGAUGCCAAGUCAACUGCUGAACUGACCGUAACGGGCCCACCCCCCACUUUCAAAGAACAGCUGAGGAACGUGGAAGUUGAGGAGGGUAAGACUGUGACGCUACACUGUGAACUGUCUAAAGCAGCAGCCUCAGUUGAGUGGAAGAGGGGAGCAAAGCUGUUGACGAAUGUAGCCAAGUACCAGAUGAGGAAGAAAGAUUUACUGGUGGAAUUGAAGAUUAUCGACGCAAAUCUGGAGGACAGCGGGGUUUACGCCUGUAUUUGUGGCGAACAAAAGACCACAGCAACUGUUACAAUAAAGGCUCGCCCGGUCACAUUUAUAGAAGAGUUGAGGAACGUUCAGGUUGAGGAGGGCAACACUGUGACGUUGCGCUGCGAGCUCUCCAAACCAGGGUUGUCGGUUGAAUGGAGGAGAGGAACAGCUCUUCUGCAGAACGGAGAGAAGUACCAGAUGAAGCAGAAAGAUGCAACGUUGGAGCUGGUCAUCAGGAAAACCUUGCCCGAGGACAGUGGUGUCUACAGCUGCGUGUUGGAAGACCAGCAAACCUUCGCCACCAUCAUUAUCACUGCCAUCCCAGCCACUUUCAAACAGACGUUGAAAAACCAAGAGGCUCCAGAAGAGGGCAGCGUGACGUUGCGCUGUGAGCUGUCUAAAUCGGGGGUCCCUGUGGUGUGGCUGAAGGGAGAGGAGCUGCUGAGGGAAGGUGAGCGGCACCAGAUGAAGCAGGAGGGCAGGACCGUGGAGAUGGUCAUCAGGAAUGCGGUCCUUCAGGAUGCUGGGGAGUACAGCUGUGUCACAGCCUGCAACGUCAAGACGACAGCUGAUAUCAAAGUUAGGGCUCUCCCUGUAAUGUUCACACGAGAGGCCCAGAACGUGGUGAUCAAAGAGGGGGACAGUGGGGAGUUCUGGUGUGAGCUCUCCAAGCCUGGUGACCCAGUGGACUGGAGGAGGGGCAGAGUCAUCCUGAAGUCUGGAGACAAAUAUGAGAUGAGGCAGGAGGGACGCAUCACUAAACUGCUCAUCCAUAACGUGGAGGAGAGGGAUGCUGGGAAAUACACCUGUAAGAGUCGAGAUGCCCAGUCAACUGCUGAACUGACCGUGACGGCUCCUCCCGUCACGUUCAAGGUGAAGUUGAAGAACCAGGAAGUCGAGGAGGAGAACAGUGUGACGUUAUUCUGCGAGCUCUCUAAACCAGGACUGACGGCAGAGUGGAGAAAAGGAGAGGAGCUGCUGAAGAACGGAAUAAAGUACCAGAUAAAGAAGAGAGAGGCAGCGAUGGAACUGACAAUAAGGAAUGCAGUGCUCGAGGACACCGGAUUCUACAGCUGUGUUUACGCAGAAGCCAAAACCACCGCCACUGUCAACAUCACCCCCAUUCCUGUCACCUUCAAGAUGGGUCUUAAAAACCAGGAGGCCUCAGAGGGGGGCAUCGUGACCUUGCGCUGUGAGCUGUCUAAAGCUGGGGUCCCGGUGGAGUGGUGGAAAGGGGAGGAGGAGGUGAGCCCUGGAGGAAGGUACCAGAUUAAGCUGGAGGGAAAGAUAGCAGAGUUGCACAUUAAAAACAUCCAGCCAGAGGACGUGGGGGAGUACAGCUGUAUAUUCGGAGAUCAGAAAACCACUGCUGAAGUCAACGUGAGAGCUGCUGCCUCAGUGUUCUUUGAGAAGGAGCUGGAGAGCAAUGUGGUGAUGGAGGGGAAGUCCGUGGUCCUCUCCUGUGAGGUAUCCAGUGCCACUGUCCCCGUCACCUGGAAGAAGGACGCCCGCCUGGUCACAGAUGGGGAGAGGUUCAUUGUAAAAAAGAAAGGUCCCGUUCACACCCUGGAGAUCGAGAAGCUGAGUCUGGAGGACGCCGGCGAGUACAGCUGCAUCACUAGGGGAAAGAAGACCACAGCCAUGCUGGUUGUGAAAGAGCGUGUGAAAAUAUUGUCCGGACUGAAGGACAUGAAAGUCUCAGCCGGGCAGGACGCAGUGUUUGUGUGUGAGCUGUCCCACGCCGAGGUGAGUGAAGGAGAGUGGUGGCUGGGCUCCAGCCCACUGCAGAAGAACGAAAUGAACCAGAUGAGCUUUGAGGGCCACCAACACUGCCUGGUCUUGACCAUGACCACCCCGGAGGAGACCGGGACCGUAGCCUUCGUGGUUGGGGAGGAGAGAACCUCUGCCCAACUGCUAGUUGUCCCCAAACCCAAAGUACACAUUGUGAAGAAGCCCCAGGACAUUGACAUCAUGGAAGGGGAGACAGCCACCUUAUCCUGUACGACCUCUGACCUCAUUACCCCUGUUACAUGGAGAAGGAACAACAUGCCCCUCCUGAACGGAGACAAGUAUGAGACGCAUAAGAAGGGCAAGCUCAACCUCCUGCUCAUCCAUGAGACGGAACCAGAGGACUCUGGGAUAUACUCUUGUGACACUGGAGACAUGCAGAGCGAUGCCAAUCUGACGGUCAAUGAGCUACCACCGUACUUCGAGGAGGAGCUGCAGGCUGUGGAGGCUGAGGAAGGGGGCACAGCCUUUCUGUUUUGUGAGCUGUCUAAGCUCGGAGUCCCAGUCCAGUGGAGGAAAGGCCGGCUGCCUCUCAGGCCCAACAGGAAGUACCAGAUGAAGCAGGACGGCUGCGUGUUUCAGCUACACAUCCUGGAGCUGAAGUCCGAGGACAGUGGCAACUACUCGUGCCAGGCAGGCUGUGUGGAGACCACCGCCUCUGUGUCUGUGAAAGUUAAAGUACUCAUUGAGAAGAAGCCCCGGGACACCGUCAUCAUGGAAGGGGAGACGGCGACCUUAUCCUGUACGACGUCUGACCUAACUACCCCUGUCACAUGGAGACGCAACAACAUGCCCCUACUUAACGGAGACAAGUAUGAGAACCGUAAGGAGGGCAAGCUCAACCUGCUUCUCAUCCACAAUGUGGACCCAGAUGACUCUGGCAUAUACUCCUGUGAUACUGGAGACAUGCAGAGCAGCGCCAAUCUGACUGUCACAGAGCUGGCUCCAUGCUUUGAAGAAGAGCUGCAGGCUGUGGAGGCUGAGGAAGGAGGCACGGCCUUCCUUUCAUGUGAGCUGUCUAAGCCCGGAGUCCCAGUCCAGUGGAGUAAGGGCCGGCUGCCUCUCAGGCCCAACAGGAAGUACCAGAUGAAGCAGGAUGGCUGUGUGUUUCAGCUACACAUCCUGGAGCUGAAGUCCGAGGACAGUGGCAGCUACUCGUGCCAGGCAGGCUGUGUGGAGACCACCGCCUCUGUGUCUGUGAAAGUUAAAGUACUCAUUGAGAAGAAGCCCCGGGACACCGUCGUCAUGGAAGGGGAGACUGCGACCUUAUCCUGUACGACGUCUGACCUAACUACCCCUGUCACAUGGAGACGCAACAACAUGCCCCUACUUAACGGAGACAAGUAUGAGAACCGUAAGGAGGGCAAGCUCAACCUGCUUCUCAUCCACAAUGUGGACCCAGAUGACUCUGGCAUAUACUCCUGUGAUACUGGAGACAUGCAGAGCAGCGCCAAUCUGACUGUCACAGAGCUGGCUCCAUGCUUUGAAGAAGAGCUGCAGGCUGUGGAGGCUGAGGAAGGAGGCACGGCCUUACUUUCCUGUGAGCUGUCUAAGCCUGGAGUCCCAGUCCAGUGGAGUAAGGGCCGACUGCCUCUCAGGCCCAACAGGAAGUACCAGAUGAAGCAGGAUGGCUGUGUGUUUCAGCUACACAUCCUGGAGCUGAAGUCCGAGGACAGUGGCAGCUACUCGUGCCAGGCAGGCUGUGUGGAGACCACCGCCUCUGUGUCUGUGAAAGUUAAAGUACUCAUUGAGAAGAAGCCCCGGGACACCGUCGUCAUGGAAUGGGACACGGCGACCUUAUCCUGUACGACGUCUGACCUAACUACCCCUGUCACAUGGAGACGCAACAACAUGCCCCUACUUAACGGAGACAAGUAUGAGAACCGUAAGGAGGGCAAGCUCAACCUGCUUCUCAUCCACAAUGUGGACCCAGAUGACUCUGGCAUAUACUCCUGUGAUACUGGAGACAUGCAGAGCAGCGCCAAUCUGACUGUCACAGUUAAAGUACUCAUUGAGAAGAAGCCCCGGGACACCGUCGUCAUGGAAGGGGAGACUGCGACCUUAUCCUGUACGACGUCUGACCUAACUACCCCUGUCACAUGGAGACGCAACAACAUGCCCCUACUUAACGGAGACAAGUAUGAGAACCGUAAGGAGGGCAAGCUCAACCUGCUUCUCAUCCACAAUGUGGACCCAGAUGACUCUGGCAUAUACUCCUGUGAUACUGGAGACAUGCAGAGCAGCGCCAAUCUGACUGUCACAGAGCUGGCUCCAUGCUUUGAAGAAGAGCUGCAGGCUGUGGAGGCUGAGGAAGGAGGCACGGCCUUCCUUUCAUGUGAGCUGUCUAAGCCCGGAGUCCCAGUCCAGUGGAGUAAGGGCCGGCUGCCUCUCAGGCCCAACAGGAAGUACCAGAUGAAGCAGGAUGGCUGUGUGUUUCAGCUACACAUCCUGGAGCUGAAGUCCGAGGACAGUGGCAGCUACUCGUGCCAGGCAGGCUGUGUGGAGACCACCGCCUCUGUGUCUGUGAAAGUUAAAGUACUCAUUGAGAAGAAGCCCCAUGAUACCGUCAUCAUGGAAGGAGAGACGGCGACCUUAUCCUGUACGACCUCUGACCUCACUUCCCCUGUCACAUGGAGACGCAAUAACGUUCCCCUACUGAACGGAGACAAGUAUGAGAACCGUAAGGAGGGCAAGCUCAACCUCCUUCUCAUCCACAAUGUGGACCCAGAUGACUCUGGCAUAUACUCCUGUGAUACUGGAGACAUGCAGAGCAGUGCCAAUCUGACUGUCACAGAGCUGCCUCCAUACUUUGAGGAGGAGCUCCAGGCUGUGGAGGCUGAGGAAGGGGAAACGGCCUUCCUGUCCUGUGAGCUGUCUAAGCCUGGAGUCCCAGUCCAGUGGAGGAAGGGCCGGCUGCCUCUCCGGCCCAACAGGAAGUACCAGAUGAAGCAGGACGGCUGUGUGUUUCAGCUAUACAUCCUGGAGCUGAAGUCCGACGACAGUGGCAGCUACACGUGCCAGGCAGGCUGUGUGGAGACCACCGCCUCUGUGUCUGUGAAAGUUAAAGUACUCAUUGAGAAGAAGCCUCGGGACACCGUCAUCAUGGAAGGAGAGACGGCCACCUUAUCCUGUACAACCUCUGACUUCACUACCCCUGUCACAUGGAGACGCAACAACAUGCACCUACUGAACGGAGACAAGUAUGAGAACCGUAAGGAGGGCAAGCUCAACCUGCUUCUCAUCCACAAUGUGGACCCAGAUGACUCUGGGAUAUACUCCUGUGAUACUGGAGACAUGCAGAGCAGCGCCAAUCUGACUGUCACAGAGCUGCCUCCAUACUUUGAAGAAGAGCUGCAGGCUGUGGAGGUAGAGGAAGGGGGCACAGCCUGCCUGUCCUGUGAACUGUCUAAGCCUGGAGUCCCAGUCCAGUGGAGGAAGGGCCGGCUGCCUCUCAGGCCCAACAGGAAGUACCAGUUGAAGCAGGACGGCUGUGUGUUUCAGCUACACAUCCUGGAGCUGAAGCCCGAGGACAGUGGCAGCUACACGUGCCAGGCAGGUGGUGUGAAGACCACUGCCUCUGUGGCAGUAAAGCCUCUCCCAGCCAAGACAGAACCUCCCAAGACAAAGGCUCCCACGAAGGCUGCCUCUCCCACACCUCCACCAGGGCCAAAGAAACAGGGCAUGAUCUGGGCAUCCAUUGUGGGGUCAGAGAAAGACCUGGAGCCUGAGGCAGAGACAGUGGUGGACCUACAUGAGAAACAGUCAGUAAGGUCUAUAGGUAAGGAGACUAUGGUAGACCAGCAGGAGAAACAGCAAGUCAAACAGACAGUAAGAGCUCUGGUGAGGGACACAGAGGAAAAAAAGCCAUUGGAGUCUAUGGUUAAAGAGAUUGAAGUAGACCACAUGGUGAAACAGCCAGUGCCCCCAGCGAGACGAGCAUCUAUAAUGUCAGAUACUGGAAUAGACCAAGUGGUGAAACAACCAGUUCCACUAGUGAGACAAGCAUCUAUAAUGUCAGAUACGGGGGUAGACGAGAUGAGGAAACAACCAGUUCCACCAGUGAGACGAGCAUCUAUAGUGUCGGAUGUUGGGGUAGAUGAGGUGAGGAAACAGCCAGUUCCACCAGUGAGACGAGCAUCUAUAGUGUCGGAUGUUGGGGUAGAUGAGGUGAGGAAACAGCCAGUUCCACCAGUGAGACGAGCAUCUGUAGUUUCAGUUUCGGAUACUGGGGUAGAUGAGGUGAGGAAACAGCCAGUUCCACCAGUGAGACGAGCAUCUGUAGUUUCAGUUUCGGAUACUGGGGUAGACGAGGUGAGGAAACAGCCAGUUCCACCAGCGAGACGAGCAUCUGUAGUGUCAGAUGCUGGGUUAGACGAGGUGAGGAAACAGCCAGUUCCACCAGCGAGACGAGCAUCUGUAGUGUCAGAUGCUGGGUUAGACGAGGUGAGGAAACCGCCAGUUCCACCAGCGAGACGAGCAUCUGUAGUUUCAGUUUCGGAUACUGGGGUAGACGAGGUAAGAAAACAGCCAGUUCCACCAGUCAGACGAGCGUCUGUAGUUUCAGUUUCGGAUACUGGGGUAGAUGAGGUGAGGAAACAGCCAAUUCCACCAGUGAGACAAGUGUCUGUAGUGUCAGAUGCUGGGGUAGACGAGGUGAGGAAACAGCCAGUUUCAUCAGUGAGACGAGCAUCUGUAGUGUCGGAUGCUGGGAUAGAGCAAGUGGUGAGGAAACAGCCAGUUCCACCAGUGAGACGAGCAUCUGUAGUGUCAGAUGCUGGGUUAGACGAGGUGAGGAAACAGCCAGUUCCACCAGUGAGACGAGUGUCUGUAGUUUCAGUUUCGGAUACUGGGGUAGAUGAGGUGAGGAAACAGCCAGUUCCACCAGUCAGACGAGCGUCUGUAGUUUCAGUUUCGGAUACUGGGGUAGAUGAGGUGAGGAAACAGCCAAUUCCACCAGUGAGACGAGUGUCUGUAGUGUCAGAUGCUGGGGUAGACGAGGUGAGGAAACAGCCAGUUUCAUCAGUGAGACGAGCAUCUGUAGUGUCGGAUGCUGGGAUAGAGCAAGUGGUGAGGAAACAGCCAGUUCCACCAGUGAGACGAGCAUCUGUAGUGUCAGAUGCUGGGUUAGACGAGGUGAGGAAACAGCCAGUUCCACCAGCGAGACGAAUGUCUGUAGUUUCAGUUUUGGAUACUGGGGUAGAUGAGGUGAGAAAACAGCCAGUUCCACCAGUGAGACGAGUGUCUGUAGUUUCAGUUUCGGAUACUGGGGUAGACGAGGUGAGGAAACAGCCAGUUCCACCAGUGAGACGAGUGUCUGUAGUUUCAGUUUCGGAUACUGGGGUAGACGAGGUAAGAAAACAGCCAGUUCCACCAGUGAGACGAGUGUCUGUAGUGUCAGAUGCUGGAAUAGAGCAAGUGGUGAAACAACCAGUUCCACCACUGAGACAAGCAUCUGUAGUUUCAGUUUUGGAUACUGGGGUAGAUGAGGUGAGGAAACGGCCAGUUCCACCAGUGAGACAAGCAUCUGUAGUUUCAGUUUCAGAUACUGGGGUAGAUGAGGUGAGGAAACGGCCAGUUCCACCAGUGAGACAAGCAUCUGUAGUUUCAGUUUCGGAUACUGGGGUAGAUGAGGUGAGGAAACAGCCAGUGCCACCAGCAAGACGAUCAUCUAUAGUGUCCGAUGCUGGGGUAGAUCAGAUAGUUAGAUCUAAAAAGAAGAUGGAUAUAGAAAUAGACCAAGAUAAACAGCCAGUGAAGUCUAUGGUGAAGGAGACAGAGAUAGAACAGAGGGAUCAACAGCCAGUAAGGUCUACAGUGCAGGAGACUGAAAAACCCAAGAUGGUGGAGGAUGAUAACCAACUCCAUAUCUCAGAGGAUGAGUCCUUCACAGAGGGCCACACCCAGGUAACAGUCAACCAGAAGACCAGCAAGCCUGUAGUCGCUGUUGCUGGAGUUCCCAAGGGGCUACAGAUGACUCAGCAAGUUGACGAGAUUGCACUUGACAGUGUCGAGGACGAACAUGAGAUGUUGGAAGCUGUCAUCAAGAUCCAGGCAGCUUUCAAGGGAUACAAGACCCGCAAAGACAUGCGGCCCAUCUUCAAGCAGGUGUUUAAGAACCAGAGUGCUGAGACCAAUGGUACCCUCGAGCUGGAGUGUAAGGUGGAAGGGAAGCUCAACGCAGUACGCUGGCUGAAGAACAGCCAGGAGGUCAUAGGAGACCAACGCCACCGCAUGAACACCUCAGAGGAUGGCGUCUGUACACUGGUGAUCAUCAACAUGUCUGCCAUAGACACUGGGGUCUAUACCUGUGAGGUGGUGAACACGUUUGGUGUGUCCUCAUAUAAUGGUAACAUUACUGUGGGUGAAUCUCAAAUGCCUCCAUCUUCUACCCAGAGGCCCGCAGCCCCAUCCCAGCCGUCCACCCCUUCUGUGCAUCCAGUCCUGGCCUCCAUUGGCCCUCUCCAGCCAGUCCAGACCUCCACUCCUGGGAAGGAGACUGUGGAUUCUGUGGAUUCUGUGGAGUGCGAGGGGAUCUCCCUGUGGCAGACCUACAAUCUAACCAAGGAGGAUCCCCGCAUGACCCUGCAGGAGAGGAGGAGGGCCUCCCUUAUUGCCGCCAGCUCUAUGUCUAGUCCCUCUGACUACGAUACAGCUCCAGAUUUCAUAGAGCCUGCUGACAUAAUCCCCAAAGAUCACCCCAGGGAAAAGGAAGCCAUUAAGUCACAGGACCAGUUAUCCAAUAAGGAGGAUGAAGAACAGAAAGUCACGUCUCAACCACCCAGGCAUUUUAAAGCCAAAGUACCUGAUGCCAUGUUGAGGACUCCAUCCCCCAAACACUAUCAUGCCCACACACCUGCUGCUCUUACAGGCUCUGGCUCGGAGUCAGAUUGUGACGAGGAUAGAAUAGAGACAUUUGAUAUAUACGUGGCCAGAGCUAACUGCAGUCCUCAACAAGGUGGCAACAAGGAGAGCUUUGUGUUGAAGGAGGGUCAGUACGUGGAGGUCUUGGACUCUGUCCACCCGGAGAAGUGGCUGGUCCGCACCAAGCCCUCCAAGACCACCUCCUCACGCCAAGGAUGGGUCUCUCCUGCAUACCUGGAGAAAAAGAGAAAGGAGACAUUCCCACAAAUGAGGACACCACACCAGGAGCUGGAUGUACCAGGGUCUACAGGGGAGAACUACAGGAGAACCCUAAGCCAAUUAAUCCAGGGGCUGAUUGAUGGGGAGCAAGAGUUUGUGAAGGAGAUGAAGGAAUUCAUGUCCCACCACCUGCACCACUUAGACACCAGCCCUCGUGUCCCUAUCAACAUCAUCAACCAGAAAGAAACCAUCUUCCGCAAUAUAAAGGACAUCAUGGCUUUACAUGAGAGAUCUAUUCUGCCCAGUCUGAGUGAGUGUUCUACUGACGAUGACGUGGCCAUGCAUCUGGUCAAACAUGCAGUAGACUUUGAGAAGUAUCUGCAGUACAUGGUGGGCCAAUCACAGGCAGAGGCCUGUGUCACUGACAAGACCAUCCAGCAGUACUUCAAGCAAAACACGGAAACACACCCUGAGCCCCCCGAAACUGCAGUCCUGGAUGUCAUCACCUUCUUACAGAGACCAGUGGAGAGGAUUCAGACCUACCAGGCCUUGCUCAAGGAACUGAUCAAGAACAAGGCUAAGUGUGCAAAAAGCUGUCUUCUACUGGAAGAUGCCUUCUCCAUGGUGUCCUGUCUGCCCUGGCGCUCUGACAACCUACACCAGGUGUCUCUAAUUGAGAACUACCCUGCCCCACUCACUGCACUAGGAGAACCUGUCCGCCAGGGUCCUUUCACUGUGUGGGAGGAGUCUCCCGAGAUCAAGACGUCCUCCAGGGGCCACCAGAGGCAGGUGUUCCUCUUCAAGGACUGUGUCUUGCUGUGUAAGCUCAAGAGAGACCCUGGCAUGAACUCUGACACCUACGCCUUCAAGAACAAGAUGAAGCUGAAUGAUGUCGAGGUGAAGGAGAGGGUGGGGGGAGAGGAGAAGUCCUGGGGGCUGUGGCACGAGCACCGGGGCUCAGUGAGGAGGUACACACUGCAGGGCCGCUCCGCCGUGCUCAAGCUGUCCUGGCUCAAAGACCUGAGAGAGCUGCAGCAACGCUCCAGCCUGACUGCCAGCAGUCCACCAGAGUUUGAAGUUCUCCUGGCUGACUGCACCACAAAGAUCGGGCAGACAAUCAAGCUGGCCUGCAAAGUCACAGGAACACCCAAACCAGUGGUCAGCUGGUUCCAAGAUGGCCUGGCCCUAGAGGAUGGCCCCCACCACAUCAUCACUGCAGACCGGGCAGGCACCUGCUGUCUCAUCAUGGAUGGCGUCACUCCUGAGGACUCUGGACAGUACUUGUGCUACGCUUCCAGCUCUGUGGGCCAUGCUAGCACACUGGCCAAGAUAGUGGUGGAUGCACCCCCCAGAUUCCUUACCAGGCUGCAGAGUGUAUGUCUGCUGGAGGGAGAGGACAUCAAGUUUAGCUGUUCCACACACAGUACUCCUUUACCCCGAGUCAGUUGGUUUAAGGAUGGCAGAGAGCUGACAGACCAGAGGAAGUACCACAUGGAGAGUGAUGCCCGCAGUGGGAUCCUCACGCUCACCAUCAUGAACCCUGGAGAGACAGACCUGGGACAGUAUAAGUGUGAGCUGUGGAACAAGUUGGGCAGUGCCAAGAGUAAAGCAGAGAUGUGCUCCGCCUUUGCACAAGUGAUGGACAGUGAGCCUGACCAACCACAGGCCAUCUUGAUCCAAGACUCUGACUCAGAGGGCUGGUCCACUGCCAUGGUGAAGCAAUGGCUGCAGACAGACUUCCACCCCACCUCUGUUGUCAAAAUGCUCUUCCAGCCUGGAUACCCUCAGCCAGCCGAGGGUAGCCAAGAGGAAAGGGACCCUACCGCCAGAGGACACGUGGAGGCUCCACAGUUCCCCACUGAGCUUGAGGAGAGACCGGAGGUUGAGGAGGAACUUUAUGUUCCUGAGGCCAUAGAGGAAAUGCCAACAGCUCCUCCCUCCAUCCAGGUGCCGGUGGAGGACCUGUGUGUGGAGCCUGGUCAAUCAGCUACCUUCACCAUCAUCAUCACAGGAAGGCCCACCCCCGAGAUUCAGUGGUACAAGGAUGGAGAGGAGCUGUUGGCCACUGAGAACGUGGAGGUGGUCCAGAAUGGUGCCCGCUGCUCUCUGACGGUGCUGUGCCCGGAGAGUGAGGACGGUGGCAUCUACACCUGCUGGGCCUAUAACGACUUAGGACACACCUCCUGUCAGGCUCGGCUGACAGUGGAGGAGGGUCCACUGGAGUCGCAGGAGAGAGAGGUGGAGCUUGGGAAGAGGAGGAAGCUGCUGUCUGUGUAUGACGUCCAUGAGGAGAUUGGGAGAGGCACGUAUGGGGUGGUAAAGCGGGUUACCCACAGGAGGACGGGUGAGGGCUUUGCCGCCAAGUUCCUGCCCCUGAGGAGCAGUACGAGGACCAGGGCGUUCCAAGAGAGGGACCUGCUCUCCCGGCUGGCCCACCCCAGGGUGGCCUGUCUGCUGGACUUCUUCUCUACACGGAGGACCCUGGUCCUGGUCACCGAAGCCUGCUCUUCUCGCGGUCUCCUUGAUCAUUUGCUGUCGAAGGGAUCAGUCAGCGAGAGAGAGGUGCAGAUGUACAUUCAGCAAAUCCUGGAGGGAGUUGGUCAUAUCCACAGCAUGAACAUCCUACAUCUGGACAUCAAACCGGACAAUAUCCUGAUGGUGUUUCCACCCAGAGAGGAGAUCAAGAUCUGUGACUUUGGCUUCUGUCAGGAGAUGGACACUUCCAGACACCAGUACAGCCAGUUUGGCACUCCUGAGUUUGUGGCCCCUGAGAUCAUACAUCAAGACCCCGUCACUAUAGCAAGUGACAUCUGGUCCAUUGGUGUUGUGGCCUAUUUAUGUCUGAUGUGCCGCUGUCCGUUCAUGGGGGAGACGGACCGGGCCACUCUGAUGAGGGUGGGGGAGGGGACACUGAACUGGGACGCACCCGACCUCACCUACAGGAGCACCGGUGCCCAGGGCUUCCUCCGCACGGUCCUGCAGCCAGACCCAGUAAAGCGGCCAACUGCAUUUGAGUGUCUGGGGCACAAAUGGUUCCAGGGUGAACAUGAGGAUGAGACUGAUGAUAUCAAUACAAGGGCUCUGAAAGUCUUCAUCUCAAGGAGAAAAUGGCAGCGUUCUCUGACCUGCCUGGGCUCGGUGCUAAUCCUGAAGCCCAUCCCAGAGCUGCUGGAUGCCCCUCUUCGGGAGACCUCCAUCACAGCCCCCCGGGACCCCCAUGAGCCCAGCAGCACCUCCAUGAGCAGCGGCUCCUCCUCUGAGUACGACGAGGCCGAUGCCUGGGACUUUUUCCACCAUUGCACCACAGCUGACGAGGAUGAAGACGAGGAGGAGGAAGAAUUUGACCCCCUCAUGGAGAGAGCCAGGAUCCCUGAGCCCUUUGACAAACUGAAAUUGGAGGAAGAGGAGGAGGGGACCAUGGAGGAGGAGGAGGAGGAGGAGGAGAUGGGAGGACAGAUGAGAGUGCUGGAGAGGAGCCUAAGCAGGCAGUCUAUAGGGUCCUCGGAUGCGUCACAGCAGCCGACCCCCCAGAGGGAGAGGAGGGUCAGCCGAGAAAGCAGCCCGUCCCUAUACCUCUCCGAGGGGGAUGAUGGCUCCGCGUCCGGGAGUGAAGGAGGCUGCAUCGCCAGGAGCAGCCUGAUCCGCAGCACUUUCUACAACAGCUCCGCGCAGCUCUCGCCCAUGUCCGCUCGCCACAUGACCCUCAGGGACAAGUUCCAGGCCAAGAAGCAGGAGAGGGGCCGCAAGCCACUCCGCAGAAGCCUCUCUAGCCGCCUCAACGAGCCUCUCAUUGAGUAUGUGGAGGACGAAGGCGAGACCAAUCACGGGCAAAGGCGAGGGUCUUUGCAGUCGUCCAUGCUCAAGUCCUGCUCCUUUGACAGCGGGGUCAGCCUCUCGCACAAUGCACCACCACAGAGGAGGAGCAAGUCGUUGGACGAGUACUCCCGACGCUCACCAGGAUCCGCCAAAUGUAGAGAAGAGGAGAGUGCUUUGAAUCUUAAGGAGGAUUUCACUGACAAGGAGGAAGAGAAGAGCUUGGACGUUUCCCCUCUCCAAGUGAGAGGUCGAAGAGGUUCAGUGGCAGUGGCUCCCAAACAGCUUACGGCCAGGCUUCAGGAACUAUGUGCAAAAUCGCCCCAUGCUGGUCCAGAGAAGAGCCUCAGGCCAGAGGAGGAGGUGGGGAACCUGGCUGGCUCUCAGUACUCCCUGGCUGAGUCCCUCAUCCUGGAGCAUGGCUCUGAGGGCUCCAGCAGGCUGGACUCUUGUGAGGAGCUGUCCCACGGCUACCCUGCAGCCACACAAAGAGGGAGAGCAGGGGAUGAGUAUGAUGACCAGGAGGAGCACCUGAUCACAACGUCCCCCUGCUCACUGCUCCAGGGGUCUGAGGCUGUGGAAGCUAAUAAGGAGCCCCAGUGCCGGAGCGGCCAACUUCAGAUCCCACCGAGAAGGACAACCCACCCCAACCAGAACUCAACGGCCAGAAAUAAUGGUAAGGUAGAGAAGACGAUCCUGCCGGUGAAACCCAGCCCCAGCCUGUCCUUCAAGGCCCCAGAGAGACCCUCGAGGGCCAGCGACACAGAGGCACGUCUCCAGAGGCACGUGUCCACCCCGGCCCUCCAGGCCAAACCGCCCUCGGGGAAGUCUCCCAGGAUGUCACCCAAGGUUGGGUUGAUGAAUCUGUUACGUAGGCAGUCCUGGGCGGGGCAUUCCUACUCACAACUGGAGGGCACGGAGCAGGGACCCACGCUAGGGGAAUUGGAGCCCAAAACCCCCACCAUGUCACUCAGGAAAAAGAUGAGGGCAUCAGCCUCUAGCCUCACCAAGCUGUUCACCAAAUCGUCCAGCAAGGAGGACUUAACGAAGGGAGGGCCGAUUGUAAAGGGUUCCUCUCCUGCUCCACCUGAGCAAAAGGCGAGCGCUGGCUUGGAGAGUGCUAAAAAGAAGUCCACAUUAUUUUCAUUUAAAAUACCUAAAAUACCUGCAUUCAAGAAGAACAAAGAGAUGCUCAUCCACCUGACCAGGCCUGAUGUGCACCAGUUGGAGGCAGGUGGAUUUCUGCUUGUAUGGAGACCAGUGCAGUCCAGGGACCAAGUGGUUUACUGUGUUCAGUACAGCACAGACGGUGGAGAGUGGAAGCCACUGUGCGAGGAGGUGACAGACAGUUGCUACGUAGUGAAAGACUUACUCAGAGGAGCAGGAUACGUAUUCAGGGUGGGCUGCAUCACCAAGAAGGGGGCAGGACCUUUCAGCGACCCUUCGCCCCCUGUUGUUAUGGCAACCCAUCCUAAAGAGACCCACAUUCCCCUCAUCCAGACCGAGUACCCAGGAUCAAAGGGCAGUGGGUCAAGAGGUCAACCUAGCCACAAGACCUACAGCUUCCUCGCAGAGAUCAACAGGGGUCGUUUCAGCGUGGUGACCCAGUGUCAGGACAGCCAGAGCCAGCAGCUGUUUGCUGCCAAGAUCACUCCUUACAGGCCAGAAAAUAGAGCUCUGGUGCUCAGGGAGUACCAGCUGCUUAAGAAGCUCAACCACCCCCACCUGGUGCAGCUGCACACGGCCUACAUUACCCCCCACUGCCUGGUGCUCAUCCAGGAGCUGUGUGCUGGCAGAGAGCUGCUCUACAACCUGACAGAGAGAGAUCUUUAUGCUGAACUCCAUGUGGCAGAGCUGCUGGCUCAGAUCCUGGGUGCUGUGGACUACCUGCACAGCCGCCGCGUCGUCCACCUGGACCUCAAGUCGGACAACAUGCUGGUGACGGACCGCAACGUGCUGAAGAUCGUAGACCUGGGCUCUGCUCAGUCUUUCACACCCGGACAGACACUCAACAUAGAGGACAUUCCGGGACAAGAGAAAGAGACUCCAUCGAGCGCCUCUCCACAGACAACGGGCAGAAACAGAAUGGCAGAUGGGGUUUACAUUGUCCUUCCUAAAGCCCCAGAAAUCCUCGACGGACAAGGAGUCGGACCUGAGACCGACAUCUGGGCUAUUGGGGUUUUGGCUUUUAUAAUGUUGAGUGCAGAUAGCCCGUUCCAUUCAGACCUCAACUGGGAGAGGGACAGAAACAUCCGGAAGGGGAAGAUCCAGUUUGGCCGCUGCUACCCUGGUUUGUCAGAGGGAGCAAUCAACUUCAUAAAGAACACACUGAGCAUCAAGGCCUGGGAGAGACCCUCGGCGGCUGAGUGCCUCCAGAACCCGUGGGUACGAGGCGAGCGGGCCCCCUCCAAACACAGAGACUCCAUCUUGUGUUUCUCCACUGACAAGCUGCAGGCUUUCCUCACGGAGAGAGAGGUGAAACGAGACCAGGUCCGCACCAAGCUGCAAGGACCGUUCUUCCAAUAAUUACACUUCUCUCUGUUUAGAGUAGGGCGUGUAAGGACUUACACAUGAACUGGCACUGGAUGACGUCUCUUCAUAGCCCAGAUCCUGAUCACAAAAUAUGUGACGUCUUACAAAUGUUGACCUAAAAUGGAGAGUGGUCAAAUGUGUGCGUAUCAAUGGCUGCCUAGAGUUUUGUUAAAAGUUUGUCUGAAGGACUCGGACUUUGGCUUUGGUUGAAUGACAGCGCCAUGGUAUCAGGGAAAUGUUUCGUUAAAUGCUUCCUGCAAAUACUGUUGCAUGAGUUUGAAAACACGAUGAUAUGCAUCAUCCCUUUGAGUUUGCAGCAUUGGACACUAAACACAUUUGACAUUUACAUUUUAGUCAUUUAGCAGACGCUCUCAUCCAGAGCGACUUACAGUUAGACGUUUGUAAUAACAAAGGCUGUUGCAUCUCGCCAUUCAGACAAUGUUUGUGUUUUUUUGUUGUGAAUCUUAACAAUAUGUUUGCGGGUUCAUUAGCCAAAGGGAAAGAUCAGAGGAGGAGGAUUCAUGUGCCCAAAGCAUAGCAAGGGCCCCUACCAGAAUACGGCUUUGUCUCACAAAAGGAGGAACAUUGAAAUAUUUAUAUAUAAAUAUCGAUAGAUAUUUACACUACUGCAAUGUUUUCAACUGUCUUAUUGUUAUGUAUAAAUGCAGAAACAGAUUAUAUCAACGGAGAAUAAGAUCACGAGUGAACUAAGCAUAUUUUUGAGGAUCCUGUGUUUGAUUUCAUGGCGUAUACCUUGUGACGGGUGACGGAUGUACCUGAAAGGCUAAUUAAACAGUAUGUCAGUGGUAA